UGCCAGAUCAAAUACAAAGCCAGCCACAACCUGUGAACGGGACUAUUGGCAUUUCCACGGAAACCAGCAUUCAAAAUAAUAAUGCCAAGCAGCCCACAGCAAUCAAUUCGCAGCUGCAGCAAACAACGGUGCCUCGUUACCCUCCCCGUGAAGUUCCACCGCGUUUCCGACAGCAGGAGCAGAAGCAUCUACUAAAACGUGGGCAGCAGUUUCCAGCCAUUGCAGCCAACCUGGGUUUAGUCACUGUGGUAGUAGAGUCAGGAAGCAAAACUGCAGUGGGGCAGGAGCACCCUCUGACUGAAGAAGUAAAGGACAGUUGCAAAAAUCAGCCAGAUCUUAAUCUAGGACCUCACUAUGAAAGUUCACACUGGGGACCCGUCUCUUCCAAUGUUGAUUCAGGCACAAACUGGGAUAAAAUUAUCGUAGACGGCACUGACAAAGAAGCGUGGCCAUCUAUCACAGACAACAGCCCAGAGUUAACUUCAGAAUGUAUGGACAUUGACUCUGCCACAAACUCUGGGCCAGAAAAGAGCCACCUUGUGCCGUUUGCAGACAGCGUAGGAGAAAUGGAUACCAUAAGAAAUGGCAUCGCUCAUAGUUCUCAAAGCAAACUUUUGGUAGGCAGUAACAGCAAUAAUGCAGGCAAUGGAAGUAUUAAUGGACCAUGGGGCAUGACCCAUGGAGCCAUGAUAAGCACAUGUCAAGAUGGCCCCGAUAGCAAAUCAGACAGUAGGCACAACAGGAUUAAUGCUUGGGGCACCGUGAAUACUUCGGCUAAUGGAGUUAAUAAUCCAAGCACUUUGAAUAUGAACGGCAACCAUGGUGCCUGGCCCGUUUUGGAUAGCAAUGGACACACCCUUAAAGGGUCUAAUAAUUCUGGCACAAAUGUUCCAAACAUUACUAUAGGUCAGGUGUCUAACAAUCGGAGUAUUAAUCCUAAAGCGGGAAGCUCUAGCUCCUGGGGAAACCAUCAGGAGAAUUGCGAUUCUGAAGUCAAUGGUACACAGAAAGUUUCUUAUAGUGGGCAACCUCAAAACCUUAACACUGAAAUGACUGGACCAAAUAACACUACUAACUUCAUGACCUCUAGUUUACCAAACUCUGCAGGCUUAAUGCAGACAAAUGAACUGCCUAAUUCUACAGGGCAUGGGGCUUGGUGUGUGAGCAACAUGAAUCAUUCUCCACUUCACACCCCUUCAAUUACAAAUGGCACUUCCAUUCCUCAUCUAAGUAAUGGUGAGGAAAAAAAUGGCGGAUCAUACGGUACUACAUGGAGUACCUCCGGCUCUACUUACUCCGGAGAAAAAAGUUCAGUCCCAAAAGGGCAAGCUAAUGGCGACACUGUGAAUGCGACAAUAAUGCAGCCGGGCAUAAAUGGGCCCAACUGUCCAAACUAUAAAAUUAAUGGGAAUAAAGGAGUAUGGGAGUCAGGGACUGUAAACUCCCAAAAUAUGCAUUGGGGAAAUGGAGGGACUUCUGGUGGAAAUCGGAGAGGAUGGGGAAACCCAGCACAAAACACUGGCACUAAUAUAUCAAAUGGCGAAUGGAACAAAAUGCCUAGCACUCAGCAUUCCAAUGAGGGUGAAAAUAUAGAAAAUUGUAGGAAAGCACCAAAUUCCUGGAAAUCUGCUGAAGAAGAUAAUGUAGGUCAUAAUCCAACAGGGUCUAAGGGCAAUGAGGCAAAUAAUGUAUGGGCCAAAAGUACAGGUAUGGGAGAAAGCGAAGGUAGCGUUGAUAGCACUGGAAGUCAGAGUGAGCAAAAAAAUGGGACAAUAACUCUGGAAAGAAGGAAAACGGACCAGCAAACAUUACUCCAAAGUAUUGUAAAUAAAGGUGACCUGGACCCCCGGGUCUUGUGCAACACUGGCUGGGGACAGACUCCAAUUAGACAGAACACUGCCUGGAAUAUUGAAGCUGCUUCACCUAGGAGCGACAGAAAGACUGACAAUGGAACAGAAGCUUGGGGAAGCUCUGUGUCAAAGACUUCUAACUCAGGGGGAUGGGUAGAAAAACCCAACCCUAAUAGCAAUGAUACCUCAUCAGUAUCUGGGUGGGGAGAUCCAAAGUCUGCUACAGGGUGGGGAGAUGCCAAAGGCUCAAUAAGCCAAGGGGAUUGGGAAGAUCAAUUUGCUGCUACUACUGGAAUGGUCAAGAGCAAUCAGUCGUGGGGUAACGGUAAAGAGGACAAAUCCACUUGGAAUGAUGCACAAAAGGUCAAACAGGGGUGGGGUGCGCAUAGUGGUGAUAAUAAUAAGGGGGAAAAUUCCAAGAAUAAUCAUUGGGGAGUCACCAAGUCAGGUAAUGGAAAUGACAAUGAUAGAUCAAUGACUGGCUGGAAUGAGCAUAAUAGAUCCAAUUCUUGGGGAAGUGGAAAUGUAAACACAUCAAACUGGGCUGACACCUCUAAGAACGGCUCAACCCAAGGAUGGGGAGAACCGACCAAGCCUAAUACCCAAGGGAACAAUGAGGCUUCUAAAUGUGGCCCAGCUCAAAUGGAGAGUGAAAUGACAUCAAAUAACUCUACAGAAUGGAAUAAGAAACCGGAUACAGGUUCAUGGGGUGCACAGGCAACCACUAAUAAAUCUGGUUGGUUGGGUGGACCAAUGGCUACUCCCACAAAGGAAGAGGAUUCGACAGGAUGGGAGGAACCUUCCCCAGAGUCCAUAAGACGCAAAAUGGAAAUAGAUGAUGGAACUGCAGCCUGGGGUGAUCCUAACCAAUACAAGUACAAUGUGAAUAGAUGGGGUAAAAACACAUCGAGCACUUCCAGCUCUGCAGAAAAUCAACCCCAACUACAUUUGAUGCCCCCACCUUCAAGUGCCAUGCCAAACAAAGAGAACAGCAACAGUUCUGGUUGGGGGGAAACCUGGCCAGACACUCCAUCUCCUGCUGUAAAUAACGGUACUUCUGCUUGGGGUAAACCUAUAGAAAAUAACAGUAGUUGGGGGGAUCCCAGCAACGAGCCUGCUUCAUCUGGUUGGAACCACACUCCUAUUGGUCAGCAAGCUCCAUGUAAACCGGGUCCCAAAUCUAUGCAAGAAGGUGGAUGGUGUGGAGAGGAAAUGUCUGUGAGUCGUCACUCUAACUGGGAGGAUGACGAUGUAGAGAUUGGAAUGUGGAACAGUAAUGCCUCACAGGAAAACAACGCAUCUCUUAAUUGGCCGCCUUACAUGAAGAAGAUGCCUACAAAGGGAACCACAAAAAAUGGGAAUAAGCAAGAGGAGAAUUGGAUAAAUCCAUUUGUCAAGCAAUUCAACAAUUUAGCUUUUUCUAGAGACGCCCCAGAGGACUCCAUGCAGAGCAAUAAGAUGGAUCUGCCUGGGGUGAGAAUGGAUAUGGAGAAAACAGGUCUCGGGGUUGGAGACUACAAUAGGGCUGUAGGAAAAGCCCCUGGGCCACGCCACAUUUCCAAAGAGUCUUCCAUGGAUCACAAUCCUUACUUUGAUAAGGACAACAUUGUAGCAGAAGAGUCGCAAAACAUGCAGUUUAUUUCCAAUCAGAACAUGAAACUUCCCCCUUUAAAUAGUGCACUACCUACUCAGUCCCUAGGCUCCUUCACAGGGCUGGGAAUGCCAAACAUAAGUUCUGUAAAACAGAAUGGCAAUUCCAAUAUGUAUGGUGUUGGGAAUGCAGCACAAGCCCGAGGCGCACAGCAGCCUCCAGCACAAGCUCUCAGUUCAUCUCAGCCUAACCUCCGUGCGCAAGUGCCUCCUCCUAUUAUACCCCCUCAGGUUCCUCCUUCUUUACUAAAGUACCCGCCAAACAAUGGGGGCCUGAAUCCGCUUUUUGGCCCUCAGCAAGUAGCCAUGUUGAACCAGCUCUCUCAAUUAAACCAGCUUACCCAGCUCUCUCAAAUCUCCCAGCUACAAAGGUUAUUGGCUCAGCAGCAGAAGGUGCAGAAUCCAAGAGGGGUGUCUUCUGGGACACGCCAACAGCAAGAACAACAGGUUCGGAAUAUGGGUUUGCAUCAACAGUCCCGUCAAUAUGAGCCUAACCUGCUCAUGAAGCAGCCUGUUCCCCAGUCUCCCCAGUCAAUGCACCAUCAACCUCCCAUGAAGUCCUAUAUGGAGAAUGUGUUGCCUCACUCAACCCCCGAGAUGCCAAAAGUACCUUCACCCAUCAGUGCUUUUGGUGGAUUUUCAUUAGGAUUGAAUUCAAAUGUAAAUAUGGAACUUGGAAGUAUGAAGGAGCCACAGUCCCGACUGAGGAAAUGGACGACGGUUGACAGCAUGUCUUCUAGUACGUCACUGGAUCAGAAUUCCAGUAAACAUGGUGCUAUUUCAAGUGGUUUUAGACUUGAAGAUUCUCCUUUUGGUUCAUAUGAUUUCAUGAAUAGCAGUAAUUCUCCAUCCAGCCCUCCAGGAUCAAUAGGAGAUGGCUGGCCCAGUGCCAAAUCGCCAAAUGGCUCCAGCAGUGUCAAUUGGCCCCCAG
Bombina bombina (fire-bellied toad) is the source of this 4431-nucleotide messenger RNA. Its product is annotated as trinucleotide repeat-containing gene 6A protein-like. The transcript is spliced from 14 exons. Lineage: Eukaryota; Metazoa; Chordata; Amphibia; Anura; Bombinatoridae. The record is from RefSeq and is a predicted model, not a curated record. Gene Ontology annotation, biological process: miRNA-mediated post-transcriptional gene silencing; positive regulation of nuclear-transcribed mRNA poly(A) tail shortening. The annotation marks the transcript as partial. Gene Ontology annotation, cellular component: nucleoplasm; P-body.